Molecule: messenger RNA, 2015 nt
Organism: Pteropus alecto (black flying fox)
Lineage: Eukaryota; Metazoa; Chordata; Mammalia; Chiroptera; Pteropodidae
Gene: HSF1
Product: heat shock transcription factor 1
Exons: 14
Coding region: 80-1759 (559 amino acids)
Biological process (GO): regulation of DNA-templated transcription
Molecular function (GO): DNA-binding transcription factor activity; sequence-specific DNA binding
Source: RefSeq, a predicted model, not a curated record
CAGAUGCGGCGGCGGCGCUAGCCUGGCCCUCGGUCUCCCUUCGCGGUCGAUACCUUCGCCUCUCCCCGCCUUGCCCGGCAUGGAUCUACCCGUGGGCCCCGGCGCUGCGGGGCCCAGCAACGUCCCGGCCUUCCUGACCAAGCUAUGGACCCUCGUGAGCGACCCGGACACCGACGCGCUUAUCUGCUGGAGCCCGAGCGGGAACAGCUUCCACGUGUUCGACCAGGGCCAGUUUGCCAAGGAGGUGCUGCCCAAGUACUUCAAGCACAACAACAUGGCCAGCUUCGUGCGGCAGCUCAACAUGUACGGCUUCCGGAAGGUGGUCCACAUCGAGCAGGGCGGCCUAGUCAAGCCAGAGCGGGAUGACACCGAGUUCCAGCACCCGUGCUUCCUGCGCGGCCAGGAGCGGCUCCUCGAGAACAUCAAGAGGAAAGUGCCCAGCGUGUCCACCCUGAAGAACGAGGACAUAAAGAUUCGCCAGGACAGUGUCACCAAACUCCUGACGGAUGUGCAGCUGAUGAAGGGGAAGCAGGAGAGCAUGGACUCCAAGCUCCUGGCCAUGAAGCACGAGAACGAGGCCCUGUGGCGGGAGGUGGCCAGCCUGCGGCAGAAGCACGCCCAGCAGCAGAAAGUGGUCAACAAGCUCAUCCAGUUCCUCAUCUCGCUGGUGCAGUCGAACCGGAUCCUGGGGGUGAAGAGAAAGAUCCCCUUGAUGCUGAACGAUGGCAGCUCGGCGCACCCCUUGCCCAAGUACGGCCGGCAGUACUCCCUGGAGCACAGCCACGGCUCCAGCCCCUACUCGGCUCCAUCCCCGGCCUUCGGCGGCUCCGGCCUCUACUCCCCAGAUGCUGUUUCCAGCUCCGGACCCAUCAUCUCUGACAUCACCGAGCUGGUGCCCAGCAGCCCCUUGGCCUCCCCAGGCGGGAGCAUAGACGAGAGGUGGGGGCCCCUGUCGAGCAGCCCCCUGGUGCGAGUCAAGGAGGAGCCCCCCAGCCCUCCUCGGAGCCCCCAGGUGGAGUUGGCGAGUCCAGGGCGCCUGUCCCCUGCUGCGGAGACUCCCCUGUCUCCAGCCACCCUCAUCGACUCCAUCCUGCGAGAGAGCGAACCCGCCCCUACUGCCUCGGCCGUGGCCACGCCCCUCCCGGAGGCUGGGGCCCGCCCCACCUCACCCCCACCGCCCUCAGCCCCUGAGAAGUGCCUCAGCGUCGCCUGCCUGGACAAUUUGGCUCGCACUCCACAGAUGUCUGGGGUCGCCCGCCUCUUCCCCUGCCCCUCCUCCUUCUCUCUGCAUGGCCGAGUCCAGCCAGGGACCGAGCUCAGUGACCACUUGGACGCCAUGGACUCUAAUCUGGACACCCUGCAGAGCAUGCUGACGAGCCACGGCUUCAGCGUGGACACCAGCGCCCUGCUGGAUCUAUUCAGCCCCUCAAUGACCGUGCCGGAAGUGAACCUGCCUGACCUCGACAGCAGCCUGGCCAGCCAGAUCCAGGAGCUCUUGUCUCCCCAGGAGCCCCCCAGGCCUCUGGAGGCCGAGAGCAGCAACCCGGACUCAGGGAAGCAGCUGGUGCACUACACAGCACAACCCCUGUUCCUGGUGGACCCAGGCUCCGUGGACAUGGGGAGCAGCGACCUGCCCGUGCUCUUCGAGCUGGGGGACGGCUCCUACUUCUCCGAGGGGGAUGACUACACAGACGACCCCACCGUCUCCCUGCUGACGGGCUCUGAGUCCCCCAAAGCCAAGGACCCCACCAUCUCCUAGAGGUCCCAGGAAGAGGGCUUGGCCACGUUCCCUGCCACCCCUGUCGGCGCGGGGUGGGGCUGCUUCUGGCCAGCGGCAAGGGCCCCAUUCCCGCGUGCCAUGGCUGGCAACACCUGGACUGACAGUACUGUGGGUGUUUGGGCAGAAUUGUAUUUUGGAUUUUUAUGAGUACCCCUUUCCCCUUCCGUAGAGAUACACAGGUGUAUAGGCAAACGAUGCACAAAACAGGCAGAGAUCCAUAAAUGCCAGGCUGGAC